This is a messenger RNA of Gadus macrocephalus (Pacific cod), 2344 nucleotides long. RefSeq names its product EF-hand domain family, member D1 (gene efhd1). Bases 151 to 897 code for a protein of 248 amino acids. Lineage: Eukaryota; Metazoa; Chordata; Actinopteri; Gadiformes; Gadidae. Gene Ontology annotation, molecular function: calcium ion binding. The transcript has 4 exons. The record is from RefSeq and is a predicted model, not a curated record.
CUUCCUGUCCCGCCCCCAGUGACAGCCUAUUUAUGAUGCGUAUCUGCACGAACUGACACGCACCUCGCUAACACACAACAGUCCAGUCCAGGCUUAGCGCGCCGCUCACUCCAAACGCAUCGAAACAACGUAGAGCCCUUCAGCAUCGUCAUGGCAUCCGAAGAGUUGGCUAGAAAGCUCCAGCGCAGGUUGGACACCGAGCAGGGCUCAGCGGCACCCGCAGCGGCCCCCACUGAAGAAGAGGUACCUGCUAAAUGCAGCGAGCAACCAGAGACACCGGAGAGCGAGAGGGCUGCGACGGCGGGGGCCGACGACAACAACGCUGCUGCGUCUUCUGAACUCAACGCCAAACUCACCCGGAGGCUGGACAUCAACGAUGGCAUCGCUGCGCCAAAACGCAGCAAGGUCUUCAACCCCUACACGGAAUUCAAAGAGUUCUCUCGCAAACAGAUUAAGGAUAUGGAGGCGAUGUUCAAGAGGUUUGACUCCGGUAAGGACGGCUUCAUUGACCUGAUGGAGCUGAAGCUGAUGAUGGAGAAACUGGGAGCCCCUCAGACCCACCUGGGCCUCAAGAACAUGAUCAAGGAAGUCGACGAGGACUUUGACGGCAAACUAAGCUACAGAGAAUUCCUGCUCAUCUUCCACAAGGCAGCAGCUGGGGAGCUGGAGGAGGAAAGCGGCCUGAUGGCUCUGGCCAGGCUGUCCGAAAUAGACGUCUCCACCGAGGGCGUGAUGGGGGCCAAGGACUUCUUCGAGGCAAAGAUGAAGGCUCUCUCUGUGGGCAGUAAGUUUGAGUUGGAGAUCCUGGAGGAGAAGGAGGAGCGCAAGAAGCAGGAGCAGGACAAGAAGGAGCGACGGGCCGCCUUCAAGGAGCUACAGUCCACCUUCUGCUCCUGACCUCCUCCUGCAGGGGGAGCCCGCGGCCCGGCAGAGCUACAGGUCAUCUCGGCAUGCACAAUCUCAAACAUCUCAAACGGAGAUCCUAACAGUAGUUUUGCAAUGCACAAUAAUUUAGCCUAGCUAGCCCUACCACGAGGUCAGCUCUUAAUGUAACUGUGAUGUGUUUGGGCUUGAAAUGAUCUCAUCUUUUUUAAUGUUUGUCACACAAAGCCUUUUCCCUAGCUGUUUCAUGGUGUAACAUGUUCUGACGUGGAAGUGUGCUAUUUAUUAAUAUAUGAUUUCAAAUUAGUUCAAGCAGUGACGUGAGUUACAAAAUUCUGUGAAACUGCAAGUUGACCUUCCUUCUUCUUGAAAAUGGCUGCUCCAGCAAACAUAUCUUAAAGAGGCUUGGACACUCCAAGGACAUAUCCGAGGAGUAAAAUGAGGGUCCAUUUAGUGUUGCUAUUUUAUUUUACUUUAAGUUUUUUGUUUUACUUUAAAAUAUAUGAUCAAAUCGUAAAGUAGGGAUAGCCCCAAGUGUGAGUUUUCCUAUCGCAUAAAGCGGUGUCAAAUGCAAGCAAUAGAUUAUAUGGCAAAUGACAUCACGAGCCAAUAGCCAAUCAGAAAUGAUUUAAGUCUGUCUUUCAUUAGACGGAGGGUGCUGUCCCCAAUAUGUUUGUUCAUUUCUGAUUUUAUUCUAAUCUUCUUUAUCAUUCAACAUACACUUGGGGACAAUUUAAGGUUGUCCCUUUAUUUUACUUGCAACAUUUACUUUUUGUGGAAUGGCUGAUGUAAAUGUCAGGUUUCGUUAAGUAAUUCUUAAUUCAUCUUUUGGAUCCAAACAUUAUUGUGUGAGGUGUGUCAAAUAAUUGUCUCACUCGUUUAUAUUGUAUGUAUAUGUACACUUUAACUAUAAUUCGUUUUUUUGCCAACUUUAUUGUGACAAUUAUUAUUGUGGAAAAAAGGGCAUGGUGGCAUUUAAGCCUUAUGCAAUCUUAGAUCAUUUUCAUUGACUUUUGGAAGCACAGGCAUUAGUGUCUAGAUGUAGGUCUAAUUGUCUGUAAAAGUUAGCUGCUUUUACAGACAUGGCUUUUUGUCUUCAUUAUUAAUGAUUAACUACUUUAAUAUGUCAACAUGUCACAUCCAUGUUUUAAGAAAAACCAUUCAUGAAAGACUAACUGAGACUUGUAAGGGAGUGGAAUGGGCCCUUUGCUCACCAUGUUUUUUUAUUUUAUGUAUGUCAAAAUUACUGUUUGUAAAAGUACCAUUUUUAUGUAAUGUAUAUGUUGCUGAGAUUAAAAUGAUGUAUUUUUUCAUAUAUAAAAUAGGUAUUACAUUUAAUCUGUUGUAAUGCACAUGCAUAUAUUUUGAUGUACCUACCAAAAUGAAGGGGUGGCUAAUAUGAACUGCUAUGAUAUAUUUGAUAUAGUAAAAUAUAAAUGAUCAAAUAAAUAAUUGAGUUGCA